AUGAGUGAUACAAAUUCUAUUGAUACUAUUAUGGAUCAUGAAGAUGAGGGAGAAACUUAUGAUCCAUUUUGUGAUUCAUUACAUCCUAAAAAAGUAGAUUUUAGUGAAAUAUCUGCAGCAGCUUUUAAUUUAAGAGAUGGCAUUAUAAAAACACCUUGUUACAGAUCAAAUCAACUUUCUGAAUUAUUAGAAAUGAAUAUAUAUUUAAAAAAAGAAUUUAUUCAAACAACUGGAAGUUUUAAAGAACGUGGUGCUAGAUAUGCUUUACUUAAAUUAAAUGAUGAACAAAAAAAGCUUGGUGUUUGUGCUGCAUCUGCAGGAAAUCAUGCACUUGCACUUUCAUAUCAUGGAUAUCUACUUAAUAUACCAGUUACUGUAGUAAUGCCUAUAUUUGCACCAUUAAUGAAAGUAUAUAGAUGUAAAAGUUAUGGUGCUAAUGUUAUUUUACAUGGACAAACACUUCAAGAAUGUAAAUUACUUGGAUUAAAAAUGGCAAAAGAAAAAGGUAUAACAUAUAUAAAUGGAUAUGAUCAUCCUGAUAUUAUUGCUGGACAAGGAACAAUUGGUUUAGAAAUUUUAGAAGAAAUUAAAAAUGUUGAUGCAGUUGUUAUACCAGUUGGUGGUGGUGGAUUAAUUGCUGGAGUUGGAUUGGCAAUAAAAACAUUAAGACCUCAUGUUAAAAUUAUUGGUGUUGAAUCAGAAGAUUGUGCCUCAUUUAAAAAUGCUUUUGAAAAAAAAAAUUAUAAACUUCAACCAGAAAUAUCUUUAGCUGAUGGUCUUGCAGUACCAGUUGUUGGAGGAAAUGCUUUAUUUACUUCUCAAGGAAUUAUUGAUAAAUUAAUUACUGUACCUGAAUCAUUAAUUGCUUUAUCAGUUUUACGUUUAAUAGAGAUGGAAAAAAGUAUUGUUGAAGGAGCUGGUGCAGUUGGAUUAGGUGGUCUUUUAACAGGAGAACUUGAUGAAUUUAAAGGUAAAAAAAUAUGUGUUAUUUUAACAGGAGGAAAUAUUGAUACAACGGUACUUGGAAGAACAAUUGAAAGAGGUUUAGCAGUUGAUAGUCGAUUAAUUAAAUUUGAUGUUAUUGUUUCUGAUAGACCUGGUGGUAUUUCUGAAUUAACAUCAAGAAUUGCAAAACUAGGUGCAUCAAUUAAGGAUAUUUUUCAUGAAAGAGCAUGGUUAAGUCAAACAGUUUUUUCUGUUCGUGUAAGAGUAAUUUGUGAAACUAGAAAUAAAGAACAUGUUAAAGAAAUACAACAAAGUUUAGGAAAACAUUAUUCACAGAUUUAUUUUGGUUGA
Molecule: messenger RNA, 1296 nt
Organism: Strongyloides ratti
Lineage: Eukaryota; Metazoa; Nematoda; Chromadorea; Rhabditida; Strongyloididae
Product: Tryptophan synthase beta subunit-like PLP-dependent enzymes superfamily domain and ACT domain-containing protein
Exons: 3
Coding region: 1-1296 (431 amino acids)
Biological process (GO): L-threonine catabolic process; L-serine catabolic process
Molecular function (GO): threonine deaminase activity; L-serine ammonia-lyase activity
Source: RefSeq, a predicted model, not a curated record